AUGGCCGGCCCCGGGCGCCCGCCGAAGAACCGCGCGGAGGCGAGCGGCGUCGACGCCAAGGACGCCGUAUCCGCCGCGUGCGGCCACGGCGCGAUGGCGAAGCUCAAGGGCGCGCUGCGACGACUGAAGCCCACGCCGGGGGACGCGAAGACGGACCUCCUCCUCGUGAUCGCGUCGCGGUUGAUCAUGAACGACGGGAACGGCGUCGCCGCCGCGGACGUCGUCGCCGCGUGCGCGGUGCCCCCCGCGGACGCGUGGAUCCGCCGCACGUUCGGCGACGGCGUCGCGAUCACCCCGGCGAUGGUGGAGACCGCGCUGCGCGCGGCGAAGGAUCACUUCUCGCGCGGCAAGGACGCGCGGUAUCAUCUCGCGGGGUGGCCGCUGCCGCGUCGCGCGCAGUGCGCGGUCGGCGCGUCGUUCGUCACGGACGAUCGGUUGGGGGUGACGCCGACGACGCCGACGAAGGAGGGCGGCGGCGGCGGGGGCGGGGGAGGGACGGGCGGGAAGCCGGCGGGAGGGGGGAAGAGCAAAGCGACGCCGCCGAGGGCGGGGGCGAAGCGGAAAGAGCGCGAAGUGGAGGAGGGCGCGCGCGUCGCGGCGACGGCGACGGCGACGGCGGCGACGGCGGCGACCGCGACCGCGGCGAACGCCGACGCCGCCGGCGCGGAGCCGGAGAAGAAGAAGAAGAAGAAGAAGAAGAAGGAGAAAGCCGCGGCGGCGAAGAAGAACGCGGGCUUGCCGCCGAAGGCGUCGUCCGCCGACGCCGCGGCGACGGCGAACGCGUCGGCGCCGCCCCCGGCGGCGCACAACCCGCACAACGUCCGCGUGUCGGUGAAAUUCAUCGGACCGCCGCGGCAGGGGUCCCUCUACCGCGACCGCGUGUACCACGACGGGUUUCAGACGACGACGGUGAAGGACGGCAAGAGCGUGAAGAUCGAUUACGUCGUCGGCGACCACGUCUACGCUCUCCCCGGGUCCGAGGACGAAGACUUGUACAUCGCGCAGAUCGACAGGCGAGCUCUCGCGCCGGCCCGCCAACCUUUUUCGAUUCGCGUGUUCGAAGACCGCGACGGGCAAUUCGUGGACUGCGUCUGGCUCGAACGCGCCAAGGACGUCGCGACGGAGAUCGGCCCUCGCGCGUACAAAGAUUGCGACUUCAAACCUCACGACGUCCUCCUCUGCACCAACGUCAACAGCAACCCGAUACAGAGCAUCGAGGGCAAGGUGGACAUCUUGACCGAAGAGGCGUACGACGCCGCGGUGAAGGCGACGAAGGACUCGGGCGGCGGCGGCGGGUUCGUCCGGGAGACGUUCAGGUGUCGGCGCGCGUUGGUGGCGCGAGGGAAGAAAAAGCACGCGUCGGGUGGGAACGUGGUGCCCGUCUUGUUCGAGCCAGGGCGAGGGUUCCGACCGAAAGAUCCACCCGCGAAGGGCAAGGCGGGGCGGAAGAAGAAGAAGUGAGGCGAGGCGAGGCGAGGCGAGAGGCGAGGGAUGGAUGGAUGGAUGGUGGACGCGCGCGGGCGCGGAGAGGAGAGGAGCGUUGUGAGUACAUCCGUAGUCCGAC
This is a messenger RNA of Micromonas pusilla CCMP1545, 1564 nucleotides long. RefSeq lists its product as uncharacterized. The coding region runs from base 1 to 1461 and encodes 486 amino acids. Lineage: Eukaryota; Viridiplantae; Chlorophyta; Mamiellophyceae; Mamiellales; Mamiellaceae. Gene Ontology annotation, molecular function: chromatin binding. The record is from RefSeq and is a predicted model, not a curated record. The transcript is spliced from 3 exons.